Messenger RNA from Cornus florida, 1569 nucleotides. Its product is annotated as actin cytoskeleton-regulatory complex protein sla1. Lineage: Eukaryota; Viridiplantae; Streptophyta; Magnoliopsida; Cornales; Cornaceae. The record is from RefSeq and is a predicted model, not a curated record. The transcript has a single exon. Bases 345 to 1385 code for a protein of 346 amino acids.
UUAAAAAAACCAAAUAUAUUUGAAAUUAAAAGGAAGGUCGAGUCAAUAUAACAGUUACAUAUCUUUAUUAAGAAUUCAAUUUCAUUUUCAACAAAAUAAUGUCUUGCAAAUAGAAUUUUCAAAUAAAAAGCUUAUCCAAAUGAUUGAUGUAGUUGCAGCAAGUACGUAGUAAAAAACCAAUACACCAUCUCACAUUCUCACUCCUCCCAGGCAUACUGUCUCUCUCUCCUCUCUCUCUCUCUCUCUCUCUCUCUCCUACCGUCAUGCUGUAGCACUUCUACAAAUUAGUCUGAAGCAAGGAAGCCACACCAUCUCUCUCUUUAAGGCGCCAAGAGAUCGAUAUCAUGAAAACACAUCAACCAAAGCUCAAAACCACACCAGGUCCACUCUUCUCCUGUGGUUUCUUCCGCCAUUGUACUCAAACCGUCCUCAGUCCCACCACCUCUAACCCCCCAACCCUUCCUCCACCGGAAUCUGACCCACCACCACCUCCUCCUCCGCCACAUCCUUCUGACCCACUACCCCAACAACCUCCACACGCAGAAUCAGAGUCCUCUUCCUCCUCAAACACCUCCCAGAGUUUCACUCAGUGGAGAUUCCCGCUCUCAAACUCGCCCAUCUCACACCACCCACACCCACCGACGGAAUCUGACGUACUUUUGAAUUCCCGGUCUGACCCACCUCCGCAAACCACCCACCAGUCUGACCCGCCGCGGCCGUUGCCGGCGCUUUCAACCACCAACCUCCAGGAGCUCUUCCACGUGGCGGAGCUCGAACUCAGUUCCGAGUCGCACUCGGACAGGGUGAAGGCGCUUUACAUGCUGGAGCGGUCACUGGUCCCGAACCCGCCCGCGGCCGUGGACGGCGGCGAGGGGAUGUGUCCGGCGGCGGUGAUGAAGUGGGUGGUGGGGUAUUUGAAGGAAAGGGAAGGGGCAAAACCGGCAACGAAGAUCUUGCUGGCGCUUUGUCUGGCGGAGGGGAACAGACACGUGGCGGUGGAGGCGGGUGCGGUGGCGGGGGUGGUGGAGGCGCUGGCGGACCUAGAGGGUGCGGCGGCGGAGAGGGCGCUGGCGGCGCUGGAGCUGCUUUGCAUGGUGGCGGAGGGGGCGGCAGAGGUGAGGGCCCACGCGCUGGCAGUGCCGAUGUUGGUGCAGGUGAUGGGGAAGAUGGCGGGAAGGGGGAAGGAGUAUGCCAUCAGCGUCUUGGCGGUGAUUUACAGUGGUGAGUCAGGCGAAGGGGUGGCGGCGCCGCCGGAGCAGGUGGCGCGUGCGGUGGUGCUGGCGUUGCAAGGUGACUGUACUGCCAGAGGGAGGAGAAAAGGGGCCCAGCUUCUGAAGACUCUGGAGGAGAAUGAACGACCAGAUUUGACCCAGGAAGAAAAAUAGACGGCUGUGAUUGGUCAUGGUUGUAGUCAAAGGACCAAUAAACCUACGUGUUGUUGAUAUCUCAAAGACCAUGACAUGUUUAUGUUAUGUUAGGGCUCUGUACUUCACUUUCACAUGUACAAAAUGUUAGCCUUUAAUUAGAAGAGUUUGUUUAUAUAUUGUUUAGUUUAUGGACCUAAAAUAA